Solanum lycopersicum (tomato) is the source of this 2602-nucleotide messenger RNA. RefSeq names its product AP2-like ethylene-responsive transcription factor ANT-like (gene ANT). NCBI's taxonomy places the organism in Eukaryota, Viridiplantae, Streptophyta, Magnoliopsida, Solanales, Solanaceae. Gene Ontology annotation, molecular function: DNA binding; DNA-binding transcription factor activity. Gene Ontology annotation, biological process: regulation of DNA-templated transcription. The record is from RefSeq and is marked validated.
CAAGGAGAAUGAGAAACUUCAAAAAAUAGAGUUUUGAGCUUUUUUCUUCACCUAGAUUGAAGUGAAAUCAAGAUUUCUUUUUUUUUUCUGCUUGUGUGAUUGAGCAUAAAUAUUUUUCUCUUGGGGGUUGUUAAGUUCUUGAUGUGAAUCUUGAAAUUUUAAAUUUGAAAAGAACAAAAAAAAAAAAACCUUUCUUGUUUUGAAAUGAUUACUCUAAGUUCUUUCAAUGAUUGUGAACUGUCUUGAACUAUAGAAAAGAAGAGAACUUUUUGUAACUUACAAGAACCUCAACAACUGAAUGAAGAUGAAGUCUAUGAAUGAUGAUAGCAGAAGUAGCAACAAUAAUAUCAGUAAUAAUAACAGUGCAGCAGCUAAUACUAACUGGUUGGGUUUUUCUCUCACACCCCACAUGAAAAUGGAGGUUACUAAUUCUUCUGAUACUCAACAUCAACAUCAAUUUGCACAAAGUUUCUAUCUUUCAUCUUCUCCUCCUCCCCCAAUGAAUGUAUCAACAACCUCUGCUCUCUGUUAUGAAAAUAACCCUUUUCAUUCAACCUUAUCUGUCAUGCCUUUGAAAUCUGAUGGUUCUCUUUGCAUUAUGGAAGCUCUAUCAAGAUCUCAUGCUGAUGCUAUGGUGCAAAGUUCUUCACCUAAGCUUGAGGAUUUUUUAGGGGGUGCAAGUAUGGGGAAUAGUCAAUAUGGAAGUCAUGAUAGGGAGGCUAUGGCUUUGAGCUUAGAUAGUUUGUAUUAUCAUCAAAAUGAAGAGGAGAUUCAAGUUCAUAGUCAUCAUCCUUACUAUUCUCCCAUGCAUUGUCAUGGUAUGUAUCAUCAAGAAACACUAUUGGAAGAAACUAAACCAACUCAAAUUUCAAACUGUGAAGCUCAAAUGACUGGGAAUGAGCUGAAAAGCUGGGGUCAGUAUGCUGAACAGCAUGCUAUUGACCAACACAUAAAUGCCACCUGUAGUAUGGUUGCUGCUGCUGCAGCAGCAGCAUCUGGUGGUGGUGGUGGUACCUCUGGUUGUAAUGAGUUGCAGUCUUUAAGUUUGUCUAUGAAUCCUGGUUCUCAGUCCAGCUGUGUCACUCCAAGACAAAUUUCUCCUAGUGGACUGGAAUGUGUAGCUGUAGAAUCAAAAAAGAGGGCCUCUGGUAAAGUUGCUCAAAAACAACCUGUCCACAGGAAAUCCAUUGACACAUUUGGUCAGAGAACUUCUCAGUAUAGAGGUGUCACUAGACAUAGGUGGACAGGUAGGUAUGAAGCACAUUUAUGGGAUAAUAGUUGCAAGAAGGAAGGGCAAACCAGGAAAGGGAGACAAGUUUAUCUUGGUGGCUAUGAUAUGGAAGAAAAAGCUGCAAGAGCUUAUGAUCUAGCUGCACUAAAAUAUUGGGGUCCUUCAACUCACAUCAAUUUCCCAUUAGAAAAUUAUCAGAAAGAACUUGAUGACAUGAAGAAUAUGACCAGGCAAGAAUAUGUUGCACAUUUAAGAAGGAAAAGUAGUGGAUUCUCAAGAGGUGCUUCUAUUUACAGAGGAGUGACAAGGCACCAUCAACAUGGAAGAUGGCAGGCCAGAAUUGGAAGAGUUGCUGGGAACAAAGAUCUUUAUCUUGGCACUUUUAGCACACAAGAAGAAGCAGCAGAGGCUUAUGAUGUUGCUGCAAUCAAAUUCAGGGGUGUAAAUGCUGUUACAAACUUUGACAUAUCGCGAUACGACGUUGAAAAGAUCAUGGCUAGUAAUACUCUGCCUGCUGGUGAAUUAGCUAAGAGAACUAAAGAAAGAGAGUCAAUUGAAUACAACAAUAACACAGGAGGUGUUGGUGGUCAAAAGAAUGAGGAAUGUGUUGACAACAACAACAAUGGGACUAUCACAGAUUGGAAAAUGGUGUUAUAUCAAACAUCCAAUCCUUCACUAGGAUCGAGUUAUCGUAACCCUACAUCAUUCUCCAUGGCAUUACAAGAUUUGAUUGGCAUCGAUUCGAUGACUAAUUCAAAUAACCAUCAUCAUGCCACAAUUCUUGAUCAUGAACAGAACAAGAUUGGUAACCCUUUUUCAAAUGCUUCAUCUUUGGUAACUAGUCUUGGUAGUUCAAGAGAAGCAAGUCCUGAUAAAAGUGCUACUGCUGCCUCAUUAGUCUUUGCUAAGCCUACGAAAUUCGCCGUCCCAACGGCUACUAGUGUCAAUGCUUGUAUUCCCUCAGCCCAAUUAAGGCCAAUUCCAGUCUCCAUGGCUCACCUACCAGUCUUUGCAGCUUUGAAUGAUGCAUGAAAAAUUGCUUUUUUUGGUUACAUGUUGUAACAUUGUUUAUUUUUUUGCAUGAACAAGAAAAAGAAAUUAGUAGUGGUUGGUUGAAAAAAGGUGAAAAAGAAAAGAAAACUAAUGAAGUUGUCGGAUUUUAGCUAGUAUUUUUAUAUAUUUUUUCCUAAUUUUUAAUGUAAGUGGAUGACUUUAGGGUACUAAUAGAGUGGAGGGGCCAAGUUACCAUGUAUUGGAAACUUUUUCAAACUCAAAAAAAAAAGGUAAUGGUAGUAACUUGUUACUCUUAUUCGAUGUUUUGUAUCUGCAUUGACGUUUAUCUAAUGUUAUAACUAUGAAGUUUUAUGUUGU